CACAGGAGCCAAACGAAUUGAUGAUAAUUUGAUGUUAGACUUUCAAUAUUACCAUUGCACCCUUCGACAGAACAAAGUUCGGCGGGAACAAGCUCCACGUACUCGUUCUCAUGGAGAGGGUAUAUAAGUAAAACUACACUUCCAAACUUCUGGUGGGAUCAUUUCAAUAUUUCGUUAUGUUUUUUUUAUCAACAAGUUCUAAGGCUCUCCAGAAUUAAACUCGCGCGUGUUCUUGUCUGAGAGAAUUUGAGCUAGAUAUAUAUACGUACGACACAAUGGCGCCUUUGGCAAUGAAGAGUGCAUGCCUGAGGUCUACUGCUCCUGAUGCACAAUUGAGGAGGCUUUUAUCUAAAGAGAGGAAUUAUUUUGAUGAGUUUGGUUUAGUAAGGAGCAGGAGAAGUUUGGACAGCAGCAGCAAUAAGGCUAAUAUUCAAGCUAAGUACCCAAGCGUAGAUGCUGAACAUAGAAGCAAGAGAUGCCAUCCACUUGAAGCAGUUGCCACGCCCAUUCCUGCAACGAAGAAGAGAGUCUUCACCUUCGGCAAAGGGAAGAGCGAAGGGAACAAAAGCAUGAAAUCGCUAUUAGGCGGAAAAGGGGCGAAUUUGGCGGAGAUGGCGAGUAUCGGGCUCUCGGUUCCGCCGGGCUUUACGAUAUCCACAGAGGCCUGCCAAGAGUACCAAGAGAGCGGCCACAAGCUGCCUAAUGGGCUUUGGGAGGAGAUUCUUGAAGGCCUUCAAGCUGUAGAGGAGGACAUGGGGGCCUGUUUAGGUGACCCUCAGAAGCCUUUGUUGUUGUCCGUUCGAUCUGGCGCCGCGAUAUCCAUGCCGGGGAUGAUGGAUACGGUGCUGAACUUGGGGUUGAACGAUGAGGUGGUGGCGGGGCUGGCGGAGAAGAGCGGAGAGCGGUUUGCAUAUGAUUCGUAUAGGCGAUUUCUCGAUAUGUUUGGGGAUGUGGUAAUGGGAAUUCCCCAUUCCAAAUUCGAAGAGAAGCUCGGAGCCCUGAAAGCAGCAAAGGGAGUGAGCCAGGAUACAGCUCUAACUGCCUUCGAUCUCAAAGAGUUAGUUGUAGAAUACAAAAAUGUUUACUUGGAGACCAAAGGCGAGCAAUUCCCUUCAGACCCAAAGAAGCAGCUCUACUUGGCGGUUCUAGCUGUGUUUAAUUCAUGGGACAGUCCGAGAGCUGUCAAGUACAGAAGCAUCAAUCAGAUUACAGGGCUGAAGGGUACUGCAGUGAAUAUCCAAUGCAUGGUGUUCGGAAACAUGGGGGAAACCUCAGGAACUGGUGUGCUUUUUACAAGGAAUCCAAGUACUGGCGAAAAAAAGUUGUAUGGGGAGUUUCUUAUUAAUGCUCAGGGAGAAGAUGUAGUUGCAGGAAUUAGGACGCCACAGGAUCUGGAUGCAAUGAAACAGUCCAUGCCAGAAGCCUAUAAAGAGCUUGUCGAAAAUUGUAGCAUUCUAGAGAGUCAUUAUAAAGAUAUGAUGGAUAUAGAAUUUACCGUCCAAGAAAGCAGGCUUUGGAUGCUGCAGUGCAGAGCAGGAAAGCGCACCGGCAAAGGAGCUAUAAAGAUUGCUGUAGAUAUGGUCAAUGAAGGUCUUAUAAAUAUCAAUUCUGCUAUUAAGAUGGUCGAGCCUGGUCACUUGGAUCAGCUUCUCCACCCUCAGUUUGAGAAUCCAUCUGCAUACAAGGAAAAAGUGGUUGCUACUGGAUUGCCUGCAUCACCAGGAGCUGCAGUUGGUCAAAUAGUAUUUAGUGCUGAGGAUGCUGAAGCAUGGCAUGCACAAGGGAAAGUUGUUAUUUUGGUAAGGACUGAGACUAGCCCUGAGGAUGUUGGCGGCAUGCACGCAGCAACAGGAAUUCUUACUGCAAGAGGUGGCAUGACCUCUCAUGCAGCUGUUGUAGCACGUGGUUGGGGAAAAUGUUGCGUCUCUGGAUGCUCAGAAAUUAGGGUCAAUGAUGCAGACAAGGUAGUUGUAAUUGGUGACAAAGUAAUACAUGAAGGUGAUUGGUUAUCAUUGAAUGGAUCAACUGGAGAAGUAAUCAUGGGAAAGCAACCUCUCUCUCCGCCGGCACUUAGUGGUGACAUGGGAAUCUUCAUGGCUUGGGUUGAUGAAAUAAGAAAACUUAAGGUCAUGGCAAAUGCUGAUACACCAGCAGAUGCAGCGACAGCAAGAAAUAAUGGAGCAGAAGGGAUUGGGCUUUGUAGGACAGAACAUAUGUUCUUUGCUUCUGAUGAAAGAAUAAAGGCAGUGAGGCAGAUGAUAAUGGCUGUGACUACUGAACAGAGGGAAAAAGCAUUAAAGCUCCUCUUGCCCUACCAGAGAUCUGAUUUUGAAGGCAUUUUCCGUGCUAUGGAUGGUCUCCCUGUAACAAUUCGGUUAUUAGACCCACCACUUCAUGAGUUUUUGCCCGAAGGUAACAUUGAGGACAUUGUGGCGGAACUUGUUCUGGACACUGGCAUGACAGAGGAUGAGGUGUUUUCAAGAAUUGAGAAGCUUUCUGAAGUAAAUCCAAUGCUUGGUUUCCGUGGCUGCAGGCUAGGCAUUUCAUAUCCAGAACUAACUGAAAUGCAAGUACGAGCAAUCUUUGAAGCUGCUAUUUCUAUGAGUAACCAGGGAGUCAGAGUCUUUCCAGAGAUAAUGGUCCCACUUGUUGGGACACUUCAGGAAUUAGGUCAUCAAUCAAGUCUGAUACGCAAAGUAGCUGAAAAGGUUUUUUCUGGUAUGGGUGCCUCUAUAAGUUACAAGAUCGGCACUAUGAUUGAAAUCCCUAGGGCAGCCCUAGUAGCAGAUGAGAUUGCCGAGCAAGCAGAGUUCUUCUCCUUUGGGACAAAUGAUCUAACCCAGAUGACUUUCGGUUACAGUAGAGAUGAUGUUGGCAAGUUUCUUCCGAUUUACUUAUCUAAAGGUUUACUCCAAAGCGAUCCUUUCGAGGUUCUGGACCAGAAAGGAGUUGGCCAGCUCAUUAAGAUUGCCACAGAAAGAGGCAAGAGAGCUCGGCCGGACUUAAAGGUUGGGAUAUGUGGUGAACACGGAGGGGAGCCUUCUUCCGUUGCUUUCUUCGCUGAGGCUGGAUUAGAUUAUGUCUCGUGUUCGCCCUUCAGGGUUCCCAUUGCUAGGCUCGCAGCAGCUCAAGUUGCAGUCUGAAAGGGUUUUCAUGAACGUGAAGACAGAAUAAAGUCAGUCUAUGGCGACUUUUGAAAAAAAAAAAACAACAAACGGUGCGUGAAUGAAAUAAACUUAUCAUGAUUCUUAUGCUCACUCUCUUGCUCCAUGUUAUAGAAACUCUCUUGGUAUCAAGAGUACUGUCCAUAAUACUUUGAUGCAUGUACAAAAUGGUGUGUUUGUACGAGUUGCUGCAUCCAACUCAGUUUAACGCAUGUAUCAAUAAAGCUGUUCGUUAGUUUCUCUCUAAAGAUAUCUUUUUUUUUAA
This is a messenger RNA of Asparagus officinalis (garden asparagus), 3429 nucleotides long. RefSeq names its product pyruvate, phosphate dikinase 2. The record is from RefSeq and is a predicted model, not a curated record. NCBI's taxonomy places the organism in Eukaryota, Viridiplantae, Streptophyta, Magnoliopsida, Asparagales, Asparagaceae. The coding region runs from base 276 to 3143 and encodes 955 amino acids. Gene Ontology annotation, molecular function: pyruvate, phosphate dikinase activity; ATP binding; kinase activity. The transcript has 22 exons. Gene Ontology annotation, biological process: phosphorylation; pyruvate metabolic process.